UUACAGAGUUGGCAACAGCCACCAACACUUGUACUUGGGGAUUCUAUAUGUGCGCUAGUAACUCCGUGUGCAUAUCAAGUAGAGGCAGAUGUGACGGUAUAACCCAGUGUACUAAUCGAGAAGAUGAAAGUAACUGCCCGACAAGGUGUAAUGGAAAUAGCUUCAGGUGCAGCAAUAAUAACUGCAUAUCGAGGAGUUACCUAUGCAAUGGUUACAAUAACUGCCGUGACGGGUCCGAUGAAUCCACCGCUCUUUGCGGCGGCGCAGCAUUCCAAGUGAGGCUGGUGGGAGGAAGGUCGUUAAACGAAGGACGCGUGGAAGUUUACUAUCCCCCGACACGUACAUGGGGUACAGUCUGUGAUGACGAUUGGGAUUUAAACGAUGCCAUCGUCGUUUGUCGUCAGCUUGGAUUACCCCGCGCUACACAGGCUAUAUCUAGGGCAAGGUUUGGUCAAGGAACAGGCCCUAUUCUGCUCGACGAUGUACAAUGUAGAGGCUCAGAGUUAACAUUGCCAAGAUGUUCAUCUGGAGGGUAGAAAAACCAUAAUUGUGGUCAUAGUGAAGAUGCUGGUGUAGUGUGUGGCGCAAGUCUACCUUUACCAACAAGUAAGUAAUAGUCUAAAUGUGUACUGACCGCUUGUACCAACUCCUGAGUUAGGAUCACUACAGGGUCGGAUCCGUAGGAAAUUUAGAAGAGGGUGACUGUUCCUAACGAUAUA
This is a messenger RNA of Actinia tenebrosa (Australian red waratah sea anemone), 719 nucleotides long. Its product is annotated as scavenger receptor cysteine-rich type 1 protein M130-like. The record is from RefSeq and is a predicted model, not a curated record. NCBI's taxonomy places the organism in Eukaryota, Metazoa, Cnidaria, Anthozoa, Actiniaria, Actiniidae.